AGGUUGUUUUUAAUCUUUGGUGAUACCUUGCUAGAUUUCAUAACAGCAUACUACACCCAGCAAAAUGUUCAACAGAGUCAGUUUAGAGACUGUCCUUUACUUCAUCGGUUUACUACUGUUGUCUCACAUUCACGGCUCCCGAGGGAAUUGUACUGUUGAAAAGCCAGGCACGUUUCCGUAUUUCUUCGGAAGAACAGACGACGAGUGCAUUGACAGAGUAAAAAGGGCGGCGCUUUCACCUCAAAGGUUGUCUCACAAGAAUGGAAACCACAUGUGGAUACAAUACCGAGGAAUCUUCUUCGAAUUCGGUGUCGGAAAAUCACGUGAUGCUCACGUGAGCUCAAGUCCUUACGGUCAUGGUGAAUGCGCAAGUCAGAUCGAGUCACUUCCGGCUGGUUACAGCAUUCUCAGCGUGGAAUGUCUGGAAAAGUGUGCCAAGAAUUACUCGAAACGAUUCGGCCUUUUCAAUGACAUGUACAGGCGUGUCCACCCUUUCGUUAACAUGAUGUCACGUAUCUUAUGUUUACCAUCGUGCCCUGAAUGGUGCAUUGCAUAAUUACCGGUAUCAUUGGAGAAACACAGUUCAAGAUCCGACAACUUGAAAUGGUUAUGGUUUUGUCAAAAACAGUACAAUAAAAAAGGAAAUAUUGAAAA
This is a messenger RNA of Magallana angulata, 654 nucleotides long. RefSeq lists its product as uncharacterized. The record is from RefSeq and is a predicted model, not a curated record. NCBI's taxonomy places the organism in Eukaryota, Metazoa, Mollusca, Bivalvia, Ostreida, Ostreidae. The transcript has 3 exons. Bases 65 to 556 code for a protein of 163 amino acids.